Molecule: messenger RNA, 3783 nt
Organism: Trypanosoma conorhini
Lineage: Eukaryota; Euglenozoa; Kinetoplastea; Trypanosomatida; Trypanosomatidae
Product: putative myosin heavy chain
Exons: 1
Coding region: 1-3783 (1260 amino acids)
Biological process (GO): actin filament organization; vesicle transport along actin filament
Cellular component (GO): vesicle; actin cytoskeleton; cytoplasm
Molecular function (GO): ATP binding; microfilament motor activity; actin filament binding
Source: RefSeq, a predicted model, not a curated record
AUGCGCCAUGGCGGACGGGCGGGGUCGGUGACGUACGUCUCAUCAUCCAGCGACGAGAGCGACAGCAGGGCCGGCGCGAACCGCGACGCCGUUCUGCACGGAGGCGAUUCCCAGGCCGUGCCCCCAACGUCGUCUCAGGCGCCCUCAGUGGAGGCUGAGUGGAGUCCUGGAGCUCAGGUGCUCUUUAUGCCGAAUUCGGCAGGGUCUUCCGGGGCCGCCUCCGCCGCAGCGUGGGAGUUGGGGAGAGUUGUUGAGGUUCUGCCAACGGCCACCGCCAAUGGGGGGACGGGAGGCAACACUAUGAAGACAGACGAUCGUGUUGUUGUGGUAGAAAGGGUUGGUCGCGGAGGUGUUUUGGGUGGAGGUCGUGUCCAUACAACACUAGCGUGCGUGCGCCGGUACAGUUAUGAAGGAUCGCCAUUAGACCUCAAUGAUUUGUGUAAAUUACCCGAGCCGAGCGAUGCGGCUUUGCUUUAUUCUUUACAAGAGCGAUAUUCUGCUGGAUUACACUACACCUUUACGGACCGAGUUUUGCUGGCAGUGAAUCCGUACCAGCGGACGGUGUAUCCGCCGCAUGCCCCACACCCAAAGCAUAUUGUGGCAGCAAUGAGAGAGGCGCUAUGUGUGCCGCAAGUCCGCACUCAGAGCCGGGAAAACGACGGUGAUGGAGCUGCCCCAGAAACUGAACUGGAUGCCACCUUACCGCCAAGCCCAGUGGCCCUUGUUGUAACAGGCGAUAGUGGGGCAGGGAAGACGGAAACUGCAAAGCUUGUUCUUCAACAUCUGCUUACUCAACGGGCCCCUGGCACGGAGGAGACUUCAUCGUCUCCUGCAGCCUCUGUGUCUGGGCACCUGUUGCAUAUCCUUGACGCAACAAAUUGUCUACUUGAGUCUUUUGGAAACGCCUUGACGCCGCUGAAUAACAACUCCUCUCGAUUUGCAAAGUGUGUCACGAUUUUUGUAAAUUCACGCACCGGAGAAGGCGUUGGCGCCAAAGUUGAGUGCUUCCUCUUGGAGGUAUCUCGGUUGGCGGCUCGCCCACCAGGUGAGUCCACGUUCCACAUUUUUAACACGCUCUUUGACGGAACUCACGGACUAACACCGGAGGAGCGAGAGCGCUUUGACACAUGGGACCCGGCUCUCUUCCGUGCAAUGCAGUCUGGUGCGCAUGAGCUCUCGCUAAGCUUUCCCCCGUACACGCUCGCGCAGUUUCGUGUGGCCCUGAGGUGGAUUGGAUUUAAUGACGAUAAAGUGGCAAUGGUUCUGCAAUUGUUGUGUGGUGUGCUCCACCUGCUGAAUAUCGAGUUUACGGCGCGCGAUUUGUUUGCCCCCGCCUCUGUUGCCCCUGCCUCGGUCCCCGCACUGGAGACGGCCUCGCGGCUGCUUGGGUUUUCCUUGACGGAGCCCCACCUCUCUCUGGCGACGCUCCUCACGACGGUGCGACUGGGAGGCGAGGUGCGGGAGCUGCACUGUGGGGCGGCCGAGGUGGCGCGCGACUCCACUGCAAAACACCUCUACGAGUCCCUUUUUCAGUACAUUCUGCGCGGCAUCAAUGAGGCGCUGCGCCCAUCGACUGCAGAGGUGGAGGCGGGGUGUGGCGAGUUUACCGUACUGGACAUCUUUGGCUUUGAAGUCAAGGAGGACGCAUGCGGCAGCAACGAACUAGAGCAGCUGUUGAUCAACUACGCGAAUGAGACGGUGCAGCGUUUGUAUGAAGAGACGACGUUUGACAGCUUGUUUGCCGAGGCAAGGCGCGAGGGGGUUCACAUGGAGUUGCCGUCCGAGUGGAGACUGGAGCGCGGUUCCACCUUUGAGCUCCUUGUGCAACGUCCGCAGGGAGUGCUGAGCAUCAUCAAUGAUGAUAGUCUUCUUGCCCAGCGCUCCCGUCCGGAAAGCGGGGCUAAUUUGGCCGCAUCGCUGAUUUCCCUCCAAAAACGUUUUCCGGGUUUAGUGCGACCACAUCGAUCAGGUCCUGCCAAAGUGUCGCUCCAGCACUUCUGUGCGACUGUGGUAUACGACACCGGUAGCAUGUCUGCAAAAAACCGCAUCUCUACCGCGGCAGAGUCGAUAUGCACCGCAAGCCGCAAUGGAUUUCUCCAGGAUAUCUCUGCUGCCGCUUCUGUGAGCCGCACAGCGCAGUGUGGGUCACCGAUGAAGGGGGGCAUCAGAGGUGGGCUUGCCCCUAGUUCGUACGCCACCACGCUAAUUGAGCAGUUUCGUUCGCAAAUGGAGUUGCUCAUGACGAGGCUGAAGCUUUCCACACUCUUCUGGAUUAGAUGUAUUAAACCGAACAGGCAUAAAAGUCCGCAUGAAUUUGACGCGACCCUUGUUCUUGCACAGUUGAAGUAUGGAGCAAUUUUGCGUUCGCUCAUGUUGUUUGGACAGGGCUACUGCCAGAGUCUUAGCUACAAGUCUUUUGCGCGCAAGUACCUUUCUCUUGCGGUGCGAGGUUACUGCUGUGAUGCGUUUCAGCAGGUUGGCAUCGGGAGGGACAUUGAUGUUUCUGGUUCACGAGGAGCAACCGAAAAAACUCCAUUGUGCCCCUUGUUGAGUAAGCAGACCCGAUUACAGAAUGGUGCGGCAUUUGAUGCCGCCGUCUACGCCGCACGCUUUCGAGAGGCCUGUAUUUUGGCGACCGAGUUUCUUCCGUGCUGUAUGGAUGGGGCUUUGUUGCUUGGAGUCAGCAAGGUGUUUCUGCGCUCGAGCACGCUCCGGGCGUUGCAGACGCUGGGCAAAUUGGCAAAGAGUGAAUCGGCGCAGCGCAUAGCACGAGCGGGGCGUGGUUUUCUGCAGCGACGGUCGUUGGCGGUGGCGUGGCGUUCGUACCUAAAGGAGAAGCGACUGGCUGGCAUUAGAGAACGCAUAGCGGCAGAAUUGCCACGGCGUGAGGCCUUGGAGAAAGAACGCGAGGUGUUGCUCUUGCGGUCUUGCGAGGGGCGUGCGGAGCAUUUGGCCUUCUUGUCGCGUCAGGCGAUGCGGUCGUCGAAGCGUGUUGAGCGGCAGUGGAGGGAGGCGAUGGCGCUACUGACCUCAGAGCUAACCGGGGCGAUGGGGGAGAUGGCGAUGUUUGAUAAGGCACGACUUCAGAAAGAGGAGGAGGUCCGGAGGGAGGCGGAAAUGCGGGAAUACUACAGGAGGGGAAUACGGGCGUCCAUGGAGCGGGGGAGGCUGAGUCGCGAGGCAGAGCAUCGCCGCCUGCGUGAAAAGCAGCGACAAGCGCCCCGUGCAAAGGCGGUGUCGCGCCGCAGCCAGGCGGAUAUCGACGCCGAGCGUGAAAAGGUCAUACGUGAGGAGGUCAUCAAGACCCGUCAGAUGCAGCAGCGAGUAGAAGAGGAGGUGCAGAUGGAGCAACGGGAGCGGGCGCUUUGGCGCCGGGAACACCUGGAGGCGAGAAACAUACGGCGCCACUUGGACAAGCAACAACAGCGUAUCGCCGAUCGGGCCCGGCUGAAGGAAGAAGUUGAGCAGCGGCGUCAUGUGGCCUCACAGCUGUGUUUGCGGUCACGAUCGUUUCCUCCCUCGGAGAUGCCAUUUUUGGGUUCUUGUGCCGGAGAGCGGGGCGUGCCGGAGGAGGUGUUGAACGACUACGCGGCACUCGGGCUGGUGAAGACGCCUGCAUCGAGAGGCAGUCGCACAGCAUCACGUGUGCCGCUCGCGCCUUCCAUUCAUCGCGAGGUGACUUCAGGCAGCACGAGGGACGAGCGGGACCCGGAAGUGGAAUGGGUCUUGCAGAGGGAUAUGAUGUCGCUCUGGGAGUCCGUGUACGAUGGAUCGAAAAUCUGA